ACAACUGUGUUAUACCAAGGGUGACUACUGAGAGCAAUGCGGAAAUUGUCACAACUGCUGGCACUCUUGGAAUAGGAGACUUGUUGGAAUACAGAUGUAAAUCCGGAUUCUCUCACACUGACGGAAGUCUCCACAGAGCAUGUCAAAGAAGUGGGACAUUUUCCGGUUCACCACCAGUGUGCCAAAGUUCUAGUACCGUCCCUGAGCCUAACAAUGAUGCUCCUUUGCUACAGUUACGUAAAAAUCAUUACACACGAUACUCCUACACGGGCCUAAAUGAAAACAUGAGCAUCAAAAAGAGCGGGAAGAUUGUCAAAUGGCGGUUUUUUACUGAGACGAAGGGAACUUUCAGACUGCAAGUCUUGAGGCCAACCUCAGUAGAUAAAACAUUCACUCUGAUUGGUCAAAACGAAGUAUCGGGAACCUAUGUCGGUGGAAUUAAUACAUACGAAGUUCCGCUGGAGGACCAAAUUGAGGUGAAGCCAGGGGACCUGAUAGCCAUUUUCGCCGUCACUGGAGUCAUUCCCUAUGAUACAUGUGACGGGGCAGUGGAAGGGGAAACAUACGGGUCACCUCUCAUGUCGAUGAAGAAAGUUUAUUCCUUGUCUGGAUGGGAUAUUUCGACCGAUUACACAUUCAAGGAAGUAACAGACACAUGUAGAAUUGUCCCCGUCACUGCUUUCAUCCAAUAGAUAAACUUA
Messenger RNA from Saccostrea cuccullata (small rock oyster), 701 nucleotides. RefSeq lists its product as uncharacterized. The record is from RefSeq and is a predicted model, not a curated record. Lineage: Eukaryota; Metazoa; Mollusca; Bivalvia; Ostreida; Ostreidae. The annotation marks the transcript as partial. The transcript has 3 exons.